Molecule: messenger RNA, 1023 nt
Organism: Stegodyphus dumicola
Lineage: Eukaryota; Metazoa; Arthropoda; Arachnida; Araneae; Eresidae
Product: carboxylic ester hydrolase-like
Source: RefSeq, a predicted model, not a curated record
AUAUGGGAAUCCUAGGCUUGCAGUGGGAAAUUUUUGUGAAAGUAUACUUUUUGCUUUCAUUAUGCAAUAAGUCAUACGAAGUGGUUGUGCAUACAAAAUGGGGACCUGUUAGAGGAUAUGAGUUAGAAAAUGAACCUAAUGUUUACGCUUUCAGAAAUAUACCAUAUGCAAAACAGCCGGUAGGAGAUCUGAGGUUUGAGCUUCCAAGGGAAGUUGAGCCAUGGAGUUCGAAAGAUGAAUUGAACCAAAGGAAAAAAAUCCACUGUCCCCAGUUUUCAAGCGAUAUUGGAGAAAAAGUACUUGGCCAAGAAAAUUGCCUUUUUUUGGAUAUAUACAGUAAUAAGGCAGAGAAACUCGAAUCCUGUUGCUUUCCAGUUUUGGUGUAUUUUCAUGGUGGGAAAUUUUCUAGAGGCAGUAAAGAAGAAUAUGGCAGCGAUUUUCUCUUGAAAUAUAAUAAAUUUAUACUUGUGAUGCCUAAUUACAGGUUGGGAAUUUUAGGUUUCUUGAGCACUCAAGAUUCUAUUCUUCCUGGAAAUUUAGGACUGUGGGACCAAAGAAUGGCUUUAAAGUGGGUUGCAGAAACUAUUCAAGCUUUCGGAGGAGAUCCACAUCAGAUUACUAUUGCAGGACAUGGUGCAGGUGGAGCGUCUGUUGGAUUUCACAUCUUGUCACCACUUUCUCACAAUUACUUCUCUGCCGCAAUAUCAAGCAGCGGGACAGCUUUAGAUCCAUGGGUCAUGACUAAUGAGCCUUCUCCAUCUGCAAUAGAAGUAGCCAAAGGUUUAAAGUGUCUGUCUAAUUCCAGUAAUGAUCUAGUAACCUGUUUGAAACAUCAUCAUCUGGAAGAUAUAUUGCAGGUUCAAGAAAAGUUAAAACAUGUAACAUUUUUGCCUGUUAAAGAUGAGACAGCUGAAGUUCCGUUCAUUCCCGCUGAUCCUCGUAUACUGUAUGAGAAAGGGUACCAGAAGAAUGUUAGCUAUCUGGCUGGUGUGACGGAAAACAGAGCAGCUCUUCAAGUUUCUC